Gossypium raimondii (Peruvian cotton) is the source of this 1841-nucleotide messenger RNA. RefSeq lists its product as uncharacterized. The coding region runs from base 81 to 1451 and encodes 456 amino acids. NCBI's taxonomy places the organism in Eukaryota, Viridiplantae, Streptophyta, Magnoliopsida, Malvales, Malvaceae. The transcript has 16 exons. The record is from RefSeq and is a predicted model, not a curated record.
GUCGAAUUUUAAGCCGAGGGAAACGGUUUCGAAGGUCUGAAGUAAAUAUCAUUGAAAUCCAAAACGAAAAGGAAAAGAAAAUGGGAGAAAAUGAGAGGACGAUGAACAACAUCAAGGGCAAGGGAGUUGCAGAGCGUUCAAGAGCUAACCACAAUUACAGUGGUGAAGACGAAGACGACGACAAGAUUACCAGUUUCUCCUUUCCUUCCGUCAAAUCCAGUCCUCGCAACGCUUCUUCCAAAUACGACUUCGUCAAGGUGAGGGUCUGGUUGGGUGAUAACGCCGAUCACUAUUAUGUUUUAUCCAGAUUUUUGCUCAGCAGAAUGUUAACUGUCACAAAGAUUCCGAAUCAUGUAGCUAUUAAAAUCGCUCUUGAGCUCAAGAAGCUGCUUAUAGACAACAGCCUUUUGGAUGUCUCACAGUCUGAUUUGGAAGUUAAUCUUUUUAAGCUAAUGGAGCGGCGUGGUUAUGGGGAAGAGUAUAUAAAUCGGUACAAGAUGAUGACCAGAUUUCACCAUCAAAGGGUUCCUUUGGUGAUUCUUGUUUGUGGAACUGCCUGUGUUGGGAAGUCUACAAUAGCCACACAACUUGCACAGAGGCUGAACUUGCCUAAUGUCUUACAGACAGAUAUGGUUUAUGAAUUGCUGCGCACAGCAACGGAUGCACCAUUGGCAUCUACUCCUGUAUGGGAAAGGGAUUUCAGUUCCUCCGAGGAGUUGGUUACAGAAUUUUGUCGAGAAUGCAGGAUAGUUCUUAAAGGGUUGAAUGGGGAUCUAAAAAAGGCAAUGAAAGAUGGAAAACCAAUUAUAAUCGAGGGAAUACAUUUGGACCCAAGCAUUUAUUUAAUGGAUGAUGAACAUAAAGCUACAACCUCUGUGGCUGAAGGGCAUCAACCAAACCCACUGUCUGUUGCAUCAAAUUCUGCAGUGCAAGUGGAAAAUAAUUGCACAAGUACAUCUGGAAGUAAUGUGGUAAAUAGCCAAAACCAUCUUGUGCAUGGUGUGUCUGCUGAUCAGGUGAACAAAGUCUCUGAAUCUCUGGAGUCCAUUACUCUAGCAACUGCAUCUGAGAAUAAAGGUGAAACUGUUAAGGCAGCAGAAGUAAAUGGAAGUACCUCUAGAAAAGAGAAACCUGGUCCUAAACCAAUAAUUAUACCCAUAGUUCUGAAGAUGGCUGAAUUUGAUCAUAAGGCAUUACUAGAGGAGCGGAUCACUACUCGGACAUUAAGUGGUAAAUGUGUAGUCCAGGAUACAGAUAAGCUAAUAACCAACUUAAAGACUAUUCAAAACUAUCUUUGCUCUUUCGAGUCACAGGGUUUAACAGUUGUCAAUGUAGCGGCGACCACAUUUCCACAGACAUUAGAUUGGCUGCAUGGAUAUCUUCUUCAGUGCAUUGAGCAAGGCAUUUCCUCGGAGUCCAAUGAAAACAGUAGGCAACCAGCCGAAAAAUAGGCUAUGAGCUGUCGUUAGCUUGGGCAGUAGGAGAGCUGGGAUGGGAUAUAUUAUGGAUGCUGAGAGCAACACCAGGAUUAAGCUGCUGAAGUUUAUGGGAUUGAAUUUUAGAAAUCAAAUUAAAGCAAAGAUGGUUGCAUGUAGAGUAUCAGGCGAACCAAGUUAUCAUUGAUCACAUCUGCCUUUUCUGGCAAAGCCUGGAUUUUACCCUUUGUUUAGAAACAAUCGUAUCCUAGUUGUAUUUACUGAAAGAAAUCAAAAACCAUUUCAAGUUGAUUAUGAUGUGCUUAAAUCAUUGUAUUUGAUCAUACACUGUGUUUUUUAUCCGUUGUUUUCCCUUUACCCAUUCAACACAAAAGUCUAUAUCAGCCGUUGAUUGAUUUCUCGAAA